AUGACAGUCAUUGGUUACAAUUUAGUGAGACAAUCAAACAGUCAUCACAAAGAUUCUUAUUCUCCACAAACAGAUGAACUUUCUUACAAUAUUAUAGGUAACAAUGCGCGCUUUGUGUUGUUAGUGUUGAUAAUGGAUAAUAAUCAAGUAGUAGUAAAAGAGGAGGGUAAGGUCAAGGUGCGAUUUGUUACCAACGAUCCAAAUAUCAGAGUCACAGAGAUUGCGUUUGGUGUGCCAGAGCGUAUCGGUCGUCUCGGACUCUCAGAGUUGGUGAAUCACUUGCGCUCCGAAGAAGACACCACCCAGCACAAACCAUUCGAUUUCCUCAUCAACGGACAAUUCAUUAGAACGACACUCGACAAGCACAUCAAGAAAGCCGGUCUCAAGGAAGAGGACACCAUCACCAUCGAGUACGUCGAAGCCGUCACCGAACCAAAGCGUGAACAGGAGAAUCAACACGACGACUGGAUUGCAAGUGUCGACGGUGGUUCACUCGUGGGUCUGGCGCUGACCGGUGGCUACGAUUUCGGUGCGAGAAUCGUCGAUUGCUCCGCCAACACACUGAUCACAGCGGUCGGUCAUCAAGCAGCGAUUAAAUCGGUCGCCUGGACAAAGGCAGCCAAGCGUAGUCACUUGGCAUUCCUCACAGCGUCACUCGACCAGACCAUCCGAUACUGGCAUGCCGACGCCGACGCCAAGACCGUCCAGCCAAUGUGCAUAUUCAAAGCACACCAAGGAUCGGUCGAAUCGGUCGCUUCCAACCCAGACGGAACCAGAUUCGCAUCCGGUGGAUACGACAACAAACUCAGACUCUGGGAUCUACAGAACCUUCCACAACCACAGCCACAACAACAACCAAACAAAAAGAGCAGAAAGAAUGGAGCAAUAGCAUCAUCAACCAAUAUUUUAGAACCAUCUAUCAUUACAGAAAGUUUAAGUACAUUGGAAAAACAUUCACAACCAAUUACAACUAUUGAUUGGCCAACACAGUUCCAAUUGAUUUCGGGUGGUAUGGAUAAGAGUAUUAGAUUGUGGGAUUUGGAGACGAUGUCGGAUACACAGACGAUGAUGGCAUCGACAGCACUUCAUGUUGUUUCAUAUUCUAUCGACUCUGGACUGAUAGCGUCGGGUCAUGCCGAUCACACCAUUCGUUUGUGGGAUCCACGUAUUCGCGACGGUAAAUUCAACAUUGGAUCGCUUUUAUCACACAAGAAUUGGGUUACUUCCAUCAGCUGGAAGCCAGGCUCAUCCACACAACUUCUCUCGGCUUCGCACGACGGCACCGUCAAACUCUGGGACACCCGUUCCAAGGUACCAUUGUUCACCAUUGAAAAACACACCGAUAAAGUACUCUCUUGCGAUUGGCUCAGCAACCCAACCGAUUCAUCGAACCCAUACAUUAUCUCUGGUGGUGCUGAUACAAAACUAAAGAUUUAUAAUAAUUAA
Heterostelium album PN500 is the source of this 1446-nucleotide messenger RNA. RefSeq names its product WD40 repeat domain-containing protein (gene wdr12). Gene Ontology annotation, molecular function: protein binding. The transcript has 5 exons. Gene Ontology annotation, biological process: ribosome biogenesis. Bases 1 to 1446 code for a protein of 481 amino acids. Gene Ontology annotation, cellular component: preribosome, large subunit precursor. The record is from RefSeq and is a predicted model, not a curated record. Lineage: Eukaryota; Evosea; Eumycetozoa; Acytosteliales; Acytosteliaceae.